Messenger RNA from Asparagus officinalis (garden asparagus), 1053 nucleotides. Its product is annotated as gibberellin 20-oxidase-like protein. The record is from RefSeq and is a predicted model, not a curated record. Lineage: Eukaryota; Viridiplantae; Streptophyta; Magnoliopsida; Asparagales; Asparagaceae. The transcript is spliced from 2 exons. The coding region runs from base 19 to 1020 and encodes 333 amino acids. Gene Ontology annotation, molecular function: dioxygenase activity.
UCUCUCUCUCGCUCUCUCAUGUCGGAUCCCUCAACGACUUCUCUGCAACUCCCUCUCUUAGAUGUCUCUCACCCUUUACUUCCUUCCACACUCUGCUCUCUCUCCCAAGCAUGCAGGGACUGGGGAUUCUUCCACAUCACCAACCAUGGCGUCUCCAAAGACCUCCACGCUAAACUCCACUCCCUCUCCAAGCAGGCUUUCAGCAUCCCAUCAGACAUCAAACUUAAAUUAGGACCAUUUUCUCCCAUUAACACUUACACACCCCAUUUCAUUGCCUCUCCUUUCUUCGAAAGCUUGCGAGUCUCCGGCCCCGACUACUAUGCUUCAGCCAAGAGCUCUGCCGGUGUCCUCUUUGGAGUUCCUAAUUCUGAGUUCUGUGACGUACUUCAAGAAUAUGGGAGCAAAAUGAUGGGUUUGUCAAAGAAAAUCACUACCAUUCUGUUAAAUUGUUUGGGAGAUGGCUUCGGGGUGAAAUAUUACGAACCCGAGUUUAGUCAUUCCCAUGGGUACCUGAGAAUAAAUAAUUACUCCCCUCCUGAGGCUGCCAGCUCGCAGGAGGUCGAAGGCCUCGGGAUGCACACUGACAUGAGCUGCAUCACGAUUCUGUUUCAAGAUGAGAUCGGAGGACUACAGGUGAGAUCAAAGCUAGGGGAGUGGAUGGACAUAAUGCCCAGUGAGGGAACGCUCGUCGUGAAUAUUGGAGAUUUGUUGCAGGCUUGGAGCAACGGGAGGCUUAGAUCAUCUGAACACAGGGUGAUCUUAAAACAACCAGUUCGACGUUUCUCUUUGGCUUUCUUCUGGUGCUUUGAGGACGAAAGGGUUGUUGCAGCACCGGAGGAGGUAGUGGGCGAAGGGAACAAGAGAAUCUAUAAGCCGUUUGUGUGCGGAGACUACAUUAAAUUUAGGGAGAACAGCGAGAGGGGGAGAUUUGAGAAAGUUGGGUACACUGUAGAUGACUUUGCAGUGACCACAUCUUCACAAUCUAAGGAGGUUGAUCCGAGGCGGACGAUUAGCUUGUGAUUUUUUUUUCCUCUUAAUUUUUAGCAAAACUGU